AUGCCGAACGUUACUUAUUCAGUCAUGCCGAACGUUCACAUCUUUCCCCCUCGCCCUUCACUCACUGGUGGGAACUACUGCCGUGUUGUCUUCUAUAUCAUGCCUCCAGAGGAUGAUGGAAGCAUCUAUUAUGUCUCUAUCAACCCGGCUACAAAGAACCGAAAAGCCCACCUGGAUUGGAUCUGCAUGAACCAUCAGUCCCGGGAUGGUCAGACAUGCCUGAGAUGGAUCAGAUUCUGGGACAUGUCUAUCAACCCUUCUCCCCUGCUGUCUCUCCCCCCAGAGGUCCUGUGCAUGAUCUUGAAUGAGGUCAAAGAAAGGGCGGAUCUUGAACGACUGCUACAAGCUUGUCCAAGACUAUACAACCUUAUCAUCCCUUUCAUAUGGCGAACGGUUAACAUCAGCCUUCGCGUCAACAAGAAUUGUGAAUCUGAGCCGACAGAUGUGACAGCUUACUCCCGGGCCCGUUCGGGAAGAUUCGACCGUCUUGAAUUUGUCAAACGGGUUGUUGUAAAAGGCACAUCAAUCCCCCAAGCAUUCUGUAUUCACCGUAAUCGGGAUUUCGGCUCUUUCUUCGAAGAUGAGGGUGAAGAAAUAGGUGAAUUCUUGAGCUCUCUGAACGAAAACAGCUUGAAAGGAUUCAUUUGGGCCACCGGCACCUGUAUGUCACCCUAUGUCAUGGGCCGCUGGGCACGUCUAUCAGACAGACAUCCCGAUCUCGAAGAACUGAGCCUUAUGUUGAACCCUGGAUGCAUAGCUUCUCAGAUGUACCUACAUGUGGAAGGAUUCAAACGCCUCAAGUAUCUUUCACUGCGAGGACUCAAUAACACUGCCAUAUGCGACAGCUAUUGGGAAAUCCAGGAUGGUCUGCAAGCCUCAUCCUCCACACUGGUUGAGCUUGAGCUCGCUAUUGUGCCAGAAACAGACACUAUUCCAUACGAAGGUAAAUGGGAUGGUGCGGAAGUCUUCCCAUUCAAUGAGGUUCCUUGGGUUCGUUUGCUUUUCCCAAAACUUCGAGUCCUUCAUCUGGAAAUGAUCUCAUUGCUGUCUUGUGCAAGCAAGCUCGCACAGGCUGUUGACCUGCCAUCUCUGACUUCAUUGACGCUCCGCCAGUGCGAGGGUUGGGACGCUUUUUGUCACCACAUGAUACAUGUACAAGGGCCCCUGAGACUCAAACACCUUGAACUAGUGUGGUACUCCGGGCACGUCAACUAUCACAAGGGGAUCAUUGAAGUUCUGAACCGCUCUCCCCAUAUUGAGACUGUCUCUAUCUGCAACGGUCUGAUGAGUUCUCAUUUUGAAACACUCGUGGCCUGGCAUGCGAUUUGUCAUGGUCGUACCAGCCUGAGAGGCUUCGUUCAUCAUAGAAUGGAGUUUGGAGCUAAAAUGGAUUGUCCUUCUCCCUUGCAAGAUCCGAAUCAAGGGCGUUCUAAUGACAUGCACCUUUUGCAUGCAAUUUCAGGGGUCAUUGUCUCGUCUAGAGAAAAUCCAUUCACUCUAUCCGACCUGCAAUUUCUUGGGUUAUGCUGUUUCCCGACAGAAAACUUGCGAGGCAUCCUCUAUCCUCUAUCCUACCGGAACCGCCUACGUGUCCUGCAUUUCCGCAAAUCAGCCUCUAACAUGAAUGCAGUCGCGGCAUUUACCAAAGCACUCGAUCACUUUGCUCACUGGGCGUUUGGUCGCGAGGGCAUCCCAUCUCUUCAGUUGAUCUUGUUCGGGGACUAUUCCACUUUCAAGGUUAGAAAGGGGGCAAACUGUCGUUACGACCGAAUCGAUAAAUCUCCGUUUUACACUUUAAAAGUUGAUCCGGAUGUCUCUGAUCUUUCUCCUCGGUUCUUGUCGUUGGUGAAGGCUUGUCCCACUCAGUACAUUAUGAAGUGA
Molecule: messenger RNA, 1881 nt
Organism: Talaromyces stipitatus ATCC 10500
Lineage: Eukaryota; Fungi; Ascomycota; Eurotiomycetes; Eurotiales; Trichocomaceae
Exons: 4
Coding region: 1-1881 (626 amino acids)
Molecular function (GO): protein binding
Source: RefSeq, a predicted model, not a curated record